GGCGGGAAGGCGUCGAAGUUGAGGGAGAAACCGAAACCACUGAGGCGGGAGCGGCAAUCUACUGGACUCAACACAACAAUGGCAGUUGCCCAGAAGAUGAAGAAUGCUGUGAGUGCAGCCACGUUUCCCAGCAAGGUGAGCACGGAGCAUCAGUCGCUUGUCCUGGUGAAGCGUCUUCUGGCUGUGGCAAUCUCCAGCAUCACCUAUCUCCGAGGGCUAUUUCCUGAGUACGCCUAUGGUACACGAUACCUGGACGACCUUUGUGUGAAAAUCCUGCGGGAAGAUGACAACUGCCCUGGAUCAUCGGAAAUCGUGAAAUGGAUGAUGGGAUGUUAUGAUGCAUUACAGAAAAAAUAUCUGCGGAUGUUGGUUUUAGCUAUCUACACCAACGAGGAGCCCCAGACAGUUACUGAAUGUUAUCAGUUCAAGUUCAAAUAUAGGAAAGGAGGACCAUUGAUGGAUUUCGCAAGCAACAAUGGGAAAAUAAGGUCCACCAUAAGCUGUUUGGACACGAAGAAAGCCAGCAUCCUGCUCAUCCGCAAACUCUGCGUCCUGAUGCAGAGCCUAGGACCCCUUCCCAAUAACAUCUGCUUGAAGAUGAAGUUGUCUUACUAUGAUGAAGUUACCCCGUUGGACUACCAGCCACCGGGCUUUAAAGAGGGCACUUCGGGGAACAUGAUAUUCGAAGGCAAUCCUAUCUUCCUGAAUGUGGGUGAGGUUGCCACCCCUUUUCACGUGCUGAAGAUGAAGGUCACUACUGACAGGGAGCGGAUGGUGGAGUCCCUGGACCAGAACAUGCAGGGGGAGAAUGACAGAGCCCAGGCUCUAGAAGUGGACCGAAAUGAGCAAGUCGAAAUUAGUGACACUUUACUAUCAGAAAGCCCAGCUGCAUCCCAAACACUCGUUCCUGAAAAGAGUAACGCUGAUGAACAAGAUGCAGGAACAAAAACACCACCAGAGGCUGGAAAGAACACAAGUCCAAAAAAGAGCAUCCCCCUGUCACUGGUGGAGAACUUAGUGAGCAAGACGUCAGAAUUGGAGCUAUCUGGCAGGAGGACAAGAAGUGGGAAGCUCUUUGAUGCAAAUUCCGUAUCUGUGAAGCCAGUGGACAAAGGAGGCCAAAAGCCAGUGGACAAAGGAGGCCAAAAGCCAGUGGAAGACUCGCAGAGAAAGGCUGCUGGUAAAAAGAGAACCACCUCGGAACAAUCAAAACCUGUGUAUCAGUUUGAAAUCCCUUGCAGCCAGGAUGAAGACCCAAAGAAGAAGAGGAAGAAAUUCAGUGAGCCCAAGGAACGGUUUCGUUAGCUGACACAUUCACGUCCACCAGCUCUCUGGUUUUACAUGUCUCCUCGACAUCCACGUUCCUUUUCAGUCGCAGAAACCAGUUGUCAGGAGUUUACUUCCUUAAUGCUGGUGUGUUGUUUGGGGAGGAGAGAAGGCAGAAUAAUGGCCUUACAGAAAUUUCCCCCUUAUUCUUGUUAUGCAUCGUUCUCUCGUUCUGCCAAUCCCUUGUCAAGGCAGAUGGCUUAGGGACACGCUGAAACUAUUUUGCCCUUGCAUCCUUUUCAUAGGUGGCAGAUUAGUUCCAUCUCCCCCCUCAAAUAUACAAACUGUCCCCUCAUGAGUAGAGGAUCCCAAAGAUUUGCAAAAAAUACUUUCCUCAUCUUAGCCCCAAGCACGUAACGUACAUCACUGUCACCCAAUUCUAAAAGAGCCUGUUAGCACCUACCCUGUCACAGUCUCCCUGGGGCUGCCUUCAAAAUUCCAAUGGCCCCUUCAAAGACAGCUCUCCCACCUGAAGAACUCUUUGUAUGAACCUUUGCUGUCUGCCCCAUCCUCCAAUCGUUUUGCUAAUGUCCACAGGAACCACCCAGUUUCUAUGAACAUUUACAAGAGUGUCAUUAGAAGCAGUGAAAUAUUCAUACCCCAUGGUUGAGGGAAUCACUGCUGCAUUGGAAAUCAAAACUGCGGCAGGCAAAUGAAAUCUAAAAUAUACAGAAAAAUACUUAGCAGGUCAGCCCACAUAUGCAGGAAGAGAACUCCUUCAUCUUCAACCCUGAAAUAUUCACUCUGCUUCCCUUCCCAGGUCCUGCCUGACCCGCUGAGCAUCCCCUCCAUAUUUUACUAUCAAGACAGUACAAUGUCCUCAGAGUCACUGGUGAGACAGAUCUCUCAUGUUGAUCCUUAGCAGUGGCACAGAUCUGUUGCAAUGUACUGACGUUUUUAAAAACAAUUAGGUCACAAGACAAGACGAUGGAACAAGAAAGUGCACAGGAUGAACUUGAUAUUUACUGGGGUGACAUGUGAACUGUUUCUGUUUCUUAUAGAGGAAAAACUAGUUCUUCACCUUAUUCUCAGUUGAGGGGAGGGGGUGGAAUCCAGCUGUCCAGCUAAAUGGCUGCAGCAUUCAAAGUAAAUUGUACAAGUGCCUGAGGAGUAGUGAUGCACAAAAUAUUGGCCUACAUUGUCCGGUGAUAAAACUGUUCUAUUCCCAAUGUAUUAUCUGGAUUACAUGUUUACUAAAAGUCACUGAUCUUGUUAAUGUUGGCCUUUAUCCUCUGAUAAAAGGGAAAAGAUUCCAGUUAUUUUUAUUUAUUUUUUAGAGAUACAACACAGAAUAUUUCUUCUG
Molecule: messenger RNA, 2629 nt
Organism: Mobula hypostoma (lesser devil ray)
Lineage: Eukaryota; Metazoa; Chordata; Chondrichthyes; Myliobatiformes; Myliobatidae
Gene: hormad1
Product: HORMA domain containing 1
Exons: 15
Coding region: 79-1305 (408 amino acids)
Source: RefSeq, a predicted model, not a curated record